Messenger RNA from Neltuma alba, 1149 nucleotides. Its product is annotated as stem-specific protein TSJT1. The record is from RefSeq and is a predicted model, not a curated record. Bases 186 to 938 code for a protein of 250 amino acids. The transcript is spliced from 5 exons. Lineage: Eukaryota; Viridiplantae; Streptophyta; Magnoliopsida; Fabales; Fabaceae.
UAUAUUUAGCCCUCCAGCGACCAGUUCUAACAUCACCCUCCGUUUUCGUCUCUUCGCUUUGCUAUUUGAUUUUGAUUCUCUGUUUCAUUCUGGUGUAUUCAUUUUUUGGUAAAAAGAAGGCGAGAUUGUUGGUGCCAUCUGAAGAAGAAAAAGAAGAAGAAUCUAAUCCAGAGGCAAAAGCAACCAUGCUAGGAAUUUUCAAGGAGAGUUUGGUGAACCCACCACAGGAGCUGAAAAGCCCUGCUUCUGUGAAUUCAGCCACAAAGCCCAAGCUUCCUCAUGACAUCUUGAAUCAUUUCAUUUCCUCCAACCCCACCUCUGCUUUCUACAUGAGCUUUGGGAUGGAUGCCUUGUUUGCUUAUUCCCCUUCCACUCCAAACAGGAUGUUCUGUGGUUUGGAUGACAUAUACUGUACUUUCUUGGGGAGUUUGAACAAUUUGAGCAGCCUCAUCAAGCAGUAUGGCCUAUCAAAGGGAACCAACGAGGCCAUGUUCAUCAUAGAAGCUUACAGGACACUGCGUGACAGAGGUCCAUACCCAGCUGAUCAAGUUCUGAAAGAGCUUGAAGGAAAUUUUGGAUUUGUGAUCUAUGAUCACAAAGAAAAAGCACUUUUUGCUGCCCUGGGUUCCAAUGAACAGAUCGGACUCUUCUGGGGUUUUGCAGCGGAUGGCUCUGUAGUUAUUUCUGAAGACUUGGAUCUAAUCAAAGCAAGUUGUGCUAAAUCUUAUGCCCCAUUCCCCACUGGGUGCUUGUUUCACAGUGAUCAUGGUCUGAGAAGCUUUGAGCAUCCUAGAAUGAAGAUGAAGGCAAUGCCUAGGAUUGAUAGUGAAGGGAUAAUGUGUGGGGCCAACUUCAAUGUUGAUUCGCAGUCAAGGGUCCCUAUGAUGCCUCGUGUUGGAAGUGAAGCCAAUUGGGCAGCUUGGGGUUCACAAGCCUGAUUCAUUUAACUUUCACUUUGCUAUCCAUGAUCCCAAUUAGAAUAAGAGAAAAAGAAAGUAAAAGCCCAUUUGGGACAUCUGAUUUGAUUUCACUAGAUUUGUCUUAAAUUUUCUGGAUGUAUAUAUAUUCAUGCUUCUUAAUGUUAUCUGACUUUAUCCUUCGCUACAUCAAUGUAAUAAAAUUUCAACUUUGAAUUUUUUUUAUUUUUAA